UAGGUUCACACAUUUAAACGAAUCUCUGCAGAAGCUGCUAUGCCUCACGUUGCAAACCCGAACUGGCGACUUGUGCUGUUCGCGCCCGUGACGAUUCCGCUGACGCGCCACUAGCCGCACCACCCAGGAGACGGAGAGGAGAGCUGUGAGCUACGGAACGAGCAGGGGACUGACUGGAAACCGGUCUCUCUUUCUCUUUCUUUUCUCCUUCCUUGACGAUCGUGGAUAGAAGCCUGCUAUUGUGCAAAGUCGAUAGACGAUAUUUAACGAUCGACAGCGAUUCACCAGCAGUAGCAUCCAGGCUCUUCUGCAGAGAUGGAGGUACCAGGUUUGGCGCACAACAUCACCAGUCCAUUAAGUCCCUGCGAAGGGAUGAUAAAGGACCUGAGCUUGGACGCCAUACAGUUAUGCGAACGAGAUGGAAGUAAAUCCCAGGAUGGCAGCAUCUCUGAGAUGGAGGAGCUCCCUGUUCCUCAGAACAUCAAAAUCAGCAACAUCACCUGCGACUCCUUCAAGAUCUGCUGGGACAUGGAGUCGCGCAGCAAGGAACGCAUCACACACUACUUCAUUGACCUGAACAAGAAGGAAAACAAAAACUCAAACAAGUUCAAACACAAGGAUGUUCCUACCAAGCUGGUGGCCAAGGCAGUGCCCCUGCCCAUGACGGUUCGGGGCCACUGGUUCCUGAGCCCGCGCACAGAGUACACUGUGGCCGUCCAGACCGCAUCAAAACAGACUGACGGGGACUACACCAUCUCCGAGUGGAGUGAAAUCAUCGAGUUCUGCACUGCUGAUUAUUCCACUGUGCAUCUAAACCAGCUGUUGGAAAAGGCAGAGGUCAUCGCUGGCCGGAUGCUGCGUUUCUCUGUCUUCUACAGGAACCAGAAUAAAGAAUACUUUGACCAUGCCAGAGAGGUACAGGAGAACCGGAUGCUGCCGUCAGUGAAAGACAACAGCGGCAGCCACGGCUCGCCCAUCAGUGGCAAGCUGGAGGGCAUUUUCUUCAGCUGCAACACAGAGUUCAACACAGGCAAGCCUCCGCAGGACUCCCCUUAUGGCCGCCACCGCUUUGAGGUUCGGGCUGACGUGCUCUUCAACCCUGACACCAACCUGUACUUUGGAGACUUCUACUGCAUGUAUACAGCCUACCACUACGUUAUCCUGGUGCUGGCGCCAAAGGGCUCCAGGGGUGACGACUUUUGUAAGCAGAGGCUUCCUGCGCUCGACAUCACCAACAACCGUUUCCUUACCUGCAAGCAGGGUGAAGAGGGUGACGGCAGUCUGGUGUUUCACCACGCCCAGGAUGUCAUCCUUGAGGUGAUCUACACGGAGCCUUUAGACCUGGCGCUGGGCACGGUGGCUGAGAUCAGCGGGCAUCAGCUGAUGAGUAUGUCCACGGUAAAUGCCAAGAAGGACCCCAGCUGCAAGACCUGUAACAUCAGUGUGGGGCGCUAAGAAAAGGCAGAAUGUAGGAGUGGGAAGGGAGGACUAGAGGAGAUUGACCUCUACACACACAGGAAGUCCACAUGUACUGAUGAAGCAGACCAACACAUGCAUGAAGCAGCAGAUUUAGUACGCUCCCAGACAUGCACACCAACAUAUCUCUGACACUGUUCUGUCAUUCCCAAAGACGUGUAGAGAAAAAAAGAAGAAAGUACACACUCUGACACCAUUGUCUCCUCAUCUCAAAAAGGGUUACCCUAAAUGUUGAAAACAUACAUUAAACUGAACGAUCCAAACCUGGGACACCAACAACACAGAUCCAUCUAUCCUGCAAGUCAAUACUGGCGUACUGACCAAACCCUUUAACUGUACUAACAAAGGUGGACUGCUUCUAUUCAAUUUCCUGUUGUUUAAGUUAUCCCAUAUUUUGUUAACAACUUUUGCCUUGUUAAUAUUGAUAUGCCACUGGCUGUGUGGACAAGCAGUUUGGUGUUUUCAAUUACUUUGACUGUUCUUCGUUUUAGAAAUGUUUUGUUCUCAUUCCACAGUAGACAAAUUCAGACAUCUUUUUACCUCUUUCUAGUGGCACAGACUGGUACUACAAUAUUCUAGGGCUGCAGCAUCAAGUCAUCUUUCUUUAUACCAAAGGUAUUAAAACCCAGACAAAUGCUGUGGAAUCCUAACAGUACUAAUGCAACAGCCUCUAAAAUGUUGUUAACUUGCUAACCUUUAAAAAAAAAAAAAAAGCAUGAUGCAGUUCUGUGCAGCAUGAGUGUGAAAGCUGUCGGUACCUCUACCAUAGCAACCUUUUCUGCAACAGCCGCUCUUAUUUUAUUGUAGUCAGUGCAACGAAAGUAGAACCAUAAACUGUGUUUAGCAGAAUAAAUGUGAAAAAAUAUUUAUUUUUAUUGAUACAUUCAUAUAUAUAGAAAAUUAUAUAAACCAGAAGUGCACAAUGUCAAAAGCUCUGAUCAUUGUCAACAACUGCAUUUAGGUGGAAUUAACUUCAUACAGGCAAAGUGUGUGUGUGUGUGUGGGGGGGGUGUAAACACAAAUUUGACAGCAGAUAUAACUUGCACUACAAUGCCUAUGUUCACCAGCAUUCACAUAUUUUCCAAGGUGAACAUGUAAAUUGAACGAUUUAGAUCAACCAUGAAAUUCUUGAUGCAUAUCAUAGCACAAUGUAGGACUACAAAACAGACAUGCACAAACACUACAGGAUUGUCCCAUUGAUUGCAUUUAAGCUUACACCUUUUUUGUUUUUGCCAAGAUAGCAUUUUUGAAAUAUGCAGUUCACACAUUAACUAUGAAGGAAGCUGUCCAAAAUAGCAUUUUGGUAUGAAGAAACGCAGGUAACAAAGUAUCAUAAUAUACAUACAGUGAUCUUAAAAUGACUAAUAUGUAACUAACAUCAAGUUGUUACAGUUCUUCAUCCUUGACAUAAAUUAGUGCUACAUAAAAUACACUUGCUACAUCAGGUUUAUAAUAAGAUGUGCCAUGGAUGACAAAGGAUGUGUUUUUGGGGACUAAAACAACAGCAUUUAAUUCAGACUGUCACCAAUUUCCAUCAAUUUUCUUCAUGUAAAGUGCAUCGACAUAAUGUGGUAUGAAACAAGACCAGACACCACCGGCUUCACAACCAGAUUUUUCAGAAGUCCUGUUAAGUUCGAUAAAAGUCCCACUGUGAGUUAACUCAGCUGGUCUUGGUUGAGUCCUGUUGUUUACUGAGCAGGACCUCCAGUAGACGGAGCUUCGCUUUGAGGUUCUUAUACUGGCAGUACUCCUCCGCCAUCGGUCCACGGUCCUCCUUCUGGCAAGCCCUGUUAACAAUACAUGGAGGAAAAAAAGAUGCAAACAAAAGGCAAAACUUCGGUAGUUUCAAACAACUUGCAGCAGCUUCCAUAUCUGGUUGAUAGUCCCUAUGUUGCCUUACUCAGAUAGCUUUGUACAGUGUGUAUUGUAAUCAGAAACUUACUGUAUUUACUUAGGAGGACUAACAUGUACAAUACAAAGGAUGUGUACAGUUCAGAGGAAACAUCUAUCUCUUCGUCUCUUCCUGAGCUCUGUGCUGUAUUAACGUUACGUGACAUGUGCAUUACACUGUCGUACCACUACGAUGGAAUUUCUUUUGUGGAUGUUUUUUCUUUGUUUUUCACAAGGCAUUGUUGAAAACCAAAUGUUCCAAGUUUAUUAAAAGACAAAAAUAAAAUUCAAAAGCCAAGUAGCUUGGA
Micropterus dolomieu (smallmouth bass) is the source of this 3674-nucleotide messenger RNA. RefSeq names its product phytanoyl-CoA hydroxylase-interacting protein-like. Bases 316 to 1455 code for a protein of 379 amino acids. Gene Ontology annotation, molecular function: protein binding. The transcript has 5 exons. The record is from RefSeq and is a predicted model, not a curated record. Gene Ontology annotation, cellular component: cytoplasm. Lineage: Eukaryota; Metazoa; Chordata; Actinopteri; Centrarchiformes; Centrarchidae.